Molecule: messenger RNA, 780 nt
Organism: Punctularia strigosozonata HHB-11173 SS5
Lineage: Eukaryota; Fungi; Basidiomycota; Agaricomycetes; Corticiales; Punctulariaceae
Product: Aldo/keto reductase
Exons: 8
Coding region: 1-780 (259 amino acids)
Molecular function (GO): oxidoreductase activity
Source: RefSeq, a predicted model, not a curated record
AUGCCACGCAUCGGCUUUGGAGUCUAUCAAAACUACGCCACGAAGCAAUCGUGUUUGGAGGCGUUCGAGGCUGGAUAUCGGCAUGUGGACUCGGCCCAAGCAUACCACAACGAAGCGCACGUCGGUGAGGCUGUUCGUGAGAGCGGCAUACCGAGGGAAGAGCUCUUCAUCACAACCAAAUGCGUCAGCAAGACGCAUGGCUACGAGAGCACACUCAAAGCCGUCGACGUUUCGCUGCAGAGCUUCGGCUUCGAUUACAUCGAUCUAUAUCUCAUCCAUGAUCCCAUGUCGGGAACUGAAAGGCGGCUGCAAACGUACAAGGCUCUCCAAGAAUCGAAGAAGGCAGGCAAAGUGCGCACCGUAGGUGUUUCCAACUACGGGAUUAAGCACCUGCAAGAAAUCCAAACGGCCGGUUACGAGCUCCCAGCAGUGAACCAAAUCGAGCUGCAUCCUUUUUGCCAACAACGGCCGAUCGUAGAUUGGUGCAAUAAGCACUCCAUCGUGGUACAAGCCUACUGCCCGAUAGUGAGGGGCAAGUUUGAUCAUCCCGUUAUCCAGCAAAUUGCGGAGAAGUUGGAUCACGACCCUGCUCAAAUCUUACUGCGCUGGUCGCUCCAAAAAGGAUUUAUUCCUUUGCCAAAGUCCUCCACGCCCGCGCGCAUCAGGUCGAACAUACAGCUGUACGAUUUCGCUCUCGACGAUGAGGACAUGCAGGCGUUGGAUGAGCUUGAUAAAGGAAAGGAGGGAUCCAUCAGCUGGAAUCCCGUUGACUUUGCUUGA